CGAUCUCACACAUCAGUGGCAAAAUGUUUCAGUCUUUCAUUUUCUCAGAGGCAUGUCUACUGGCCAACCGAGAAUAGCUCUAAAAUUCUAUUUCGGAAAAUUGUAUUUGCUUUCUUUUCUUGGAUGGCUAGUUGUUUUACAAAUUUUUAAUAUAGCUAUAUUUUGUUCUUUGAGGCAAAAUUAUGAGUAUUUCCCCCUGUAUACUCUAUAUGUAGUCAUAGAAACCAGUCUUAUCUGAUAGAAGCUUAGCUUAUGGGAAAAUCCGUGGAAGUAACAGAGGUAUUUAAUAUUUUCAUUUUCUAAGUUGACCGCGUGACUGUGGGGAGUCCCCCAGUGUCAACUUGCAUUUUAAACUUCCUCAAAUUCUCGUAUAUAUAUCGAAUUUCUGAUGCAAUUCGCGAUAAACAGCAAGAAAAGCCAAAGAUCAUCAGAGCAAGUCUGGAAAGAAAACCUUUAAUAGGCAAAUAUGGCUCAGGUAGGAUAAUAUUGUUGUGAAGUUAAUUGAACAUCUUUCUAACAGUGCUCUUUCAAUGAGUGAAGUUUCUUCCCACGCUGAUUGUGUCCCGUAAUGAAGUAUUUUGUUUAAAUUCAAAAGCUUAACAAACUUUUCUUUAAUUUUUCUCUGGACAGGUAACUGAGAUCCUUUCCUGUAAUCGUAUGAUCAAAAAGGCACAAAAGCUUGACCACGGAGGAAACCUCAUGAUGGCAGCUUUGCCUCACGGAGACCUUCAAAUCUCAAUAACGUUUACUGGAAGCCAUAGGAAUGAACGAACAGGUAAGGCUCUCAAGAAGCUCUAGUUCAUGUACAAAAGCUAAUUCGGGGUGUGCAGUCAUUACAACACUUGUAGAUCGAGCGGCGUGUAAAAAUGUCAAACAUGCACUGACACGGUGUAAAGUACACGUGGAACUUAAUACAUUUCUUAUUGGCUCUGAAAUCUCAUAUCAUGAGCGUAAUCUACGCAAAAACCUACAAUGUGAAUGUAUUAUUUAUGCAUUUUAAACUCAUGUGAGAAUUAAACGCGAGUUCACCAGUCACUGAUACUUGAGGUUCAAAUUGAGCAUUCAAAAGAGCCAUCUUGGCCAUGCACUUAACUACAAUUGAUAUUAAUAACCAUUGCAAAGGUAAUAAACGUUUUCCUAACACAAGCUGAAUUACCCAUGCAUUUUGGUUGGUUCUUACUUAUGAUCUAAUGGAGGAUAGAUGCAUAAAUGACAUAUCUCACAAGUGACAAUGUAAAGUUUUUUUUUAUCAUAUAAAACAAGUAGCUUCAAUGUUGCCGUCGGUCUGUACAGUAAUAGAUCAUAGUGGAUGUCAAAAUAUGCUAUAAGCUAUAUAUGUCAAAACAUCACUGACACACUCAGCUACGCUUCAUGUUUCAUUUUGUUGUUCCUGUCACAUUUUGAUGUCAUCUGUGAUCUAUUACUGACCACACAAAAAGUAACAUGGAAUUUUUUUUUUAAGGCGAUCAAUUGAGCUGUAUAAAGGUUGUGAAUAUUUCUUUGAAUGUUUGUGCUGGAUAUAAUAAUACAAAGAAACUCUGUGUACCCUUGUUUGUUAUUUACUAGGCAUCAAUUUAAAAUCUUGCUUAGCAUAGAACCCUAAUAUUCAAACAAAAUAACAGUUUUCAGUACAGAAGUCUAUUUUAAGAAAUAACCAAAUUGUAAUGAGCCGAUUACUUGUAUACAAUUUGACUUUCUAUGUCUAGUAAAUUUAUUUUUUGUGUUUCUGUUUCUAGAUUUUAAAGUUGACCAGUCCCUUCAAUAUAUGGCAAAUACCUUUAGUAUUGAGUUAGAUGGCAACCUCUACUACUUGUGUGCAGAAGGGGACAAGGUGUUUCUACAGGUAAGCUAAGACAUGCUGUUCAUGUAAUUGGUAUAGAAUAAUUGCCAGUGUUAUCUCCUUGCUGUAACUAGGUGGGAUGAAGUUCGCAAGUGGAAUGAACUUCCCUAUACUCAAAAGAGUGGGAUGUUCUUGUUUAAAACUUUUUCUUUUAUUAGAAAAAUGGAGACCUUUAAACCCUUUUGCUUCAAGAAAUGAUUAACAUGCAACUUCUUUCUAUGAUAGACAUACAUUAUUUUGCAAACAGGUAUUGAGAAUACUCAAACUCAUCAGGUGGAGGUUGUUAUCAUGAUCUAACAACAAAUUCUUGUAAUCAAUAUACAAGGAAAUGUGUGGCAGCUAGAGGAGAGAAUUAACAAUCAGAUCUUGGGAGUGAAAGGUUUAAGGCAUAGCUGUUAAGCCUUUUGCAUUCACUUAUAUACUUUCAUUCUGACUAUAUACUAGGUUAAAUCUGGAAAAUUAUUCUUGGCAGAUUUGAACCAGUGUUCAGAUUAGUUUAAAUUUAAAUUUAAUCUAUUCUGUUCUUCAUUUUUGCUUCUAGAAACUGGUUGCCAAACAACCCAAAGACAAAAAAUACAUGUUUGAAGUUAAAUAUGUAAAUGACAGCAGCAAUUAUAUGUCUAUUAAAUCAAUAAAAACUGGGAAGUACCUUGCUAGUGAUGAGGAUGGCAAAGCAUUUAUGGAGGAAGUCAACCCCUCCUCAUUGGUUCAUGGCCAGCCAACAGACAGACAAACAUGGUUUUAUCUGCAUCGCGUGGAAACAGUGAAAAGGGAAAGAGAAAGUACCUUACACAGUUGUUACUGCGAUGGUGCAAGUCUUGACUAUUCAGUCCUGUAUCAAACUCAAGUGGAAGCUUGUUAGGUGUUAAUAAGUUAUACUGUUAAAAUACACGUACAGAAAUAAGUUAGGAGAAUUUUAAAAUUUUUUCAAUCUUGAGACUAUUUUGUACUAGGAGUUCAAAGAUUUCUCAUUUUGUUUUUUAAACAGAGUAUAUUUAUUUGUUUUUGGGAUUAUACUUUUGAUAAGCAUUUAACAUUUUGAGAUGUAAUGAAAAAGAAAUAAGCUCAAUUGUUUUUUAAAAUUUAGACUAAUUUUCAUAAAAUAAUGAAGUAUAUUUUAUAA
Molecule: messenger RNA, 2963 nt
Organism: Pocillopora meandrina
Lineage: Eukaryota; Metazoa; Cnidaria; Anthozoa; Scleractinia; Pocilloporidae
Source: the annotation of a GenBank genome assembly